Messenger RNA from Closterium sp. Naga37s-1, 1128 nucleotides. Lineage: Eukaryota; Viridiplantae; Streptophyta; Zygnematophyceae; Desmidiales; Closteriaceae. The record is from the annotation of a GenBank genome assembly.
AUGCAUCGCCACGGCAUCCGCUGCAGGAGUGCGCUCGGGGAAGCCGCCAAUGCGGACCACAACGCCGUCAAGACGUGUAAGGAGAAGCUCCCCCAGCUUCUCAUGCACAUGUCCGUCACCCCGAAGAACGUCUUCAAUCUCGACGAGAUAGCACUGUGGCUGUCCGUCCUUCCGCGGAAGACCCAUGGCAAUGGACGUGUGGCUAGGCGUAAGAAUGCCAAGGAACGUCUCACCGUCGUGUUCCUUUUGUUCACUCAUUUUAUUGAGCAGGUGCACGCCGCCAUGUUUGCGGAGAAGCGACAUAUUGUGAUCUUGCUCGACAAUGGCAUCAUCGCCAUGGUUAAGGCGCGUUACCGCGCCCACUGGCUGAAAGAGUUCACGGCCUACUGGAAGGAGCUCGGCGGCACGACCGCCAUGGUGCGUUUUCGCCCGAACCUUCGUGACGUCUUGGCGUGGCUCUCCGAUGCUUGGAUGAACAUCGGAAAGCGCACCAUCCAGCGCUGCUGGUGGCGCACGAGGUGCCUCCCCCUGUCUUGGCGGUUGGAUCUUGCGCACGUGGGCGAGACCGGCGACAAGGGUGAAGCCGAGAUCGAAAUCAACGAGGGGAUCGCAGACGUGGGAAUUCUCAUUGAUCGCCUCGCCCUCGGCCCUAGCGCGAUGCCUACCGCGGAGUUUGUCGCCGUGGACAACUACGCGCCCACUUGCGCUGAGCGUGGUGAAGACCUGCUGGCGACUGAGCCAGAGUCGGACACGGCGCGCUCCUCAUGGGAGGCGCCACUAGACACGAUGGCGGUGUGCGAAGACGCCAACCCGGAGACGCGCGAAUUACGUCGCACAGCGAGAGCUGCUUGCGAAAUGUUGAUCGGCUACGCGCGGGCGAAAAACAUCACACCUCGUGACCUUUGCACUCUUUUUGACAUCCGUAACCCGGUAAUCGUGCAGCGACUGGAGCGUGCCAUCCCGCGCCUUAAUCUCAACGUGUCGGCGGCUGGCUCCGCACCUGCUUGGCGCGGUCGCGUUCUGCCGGCUUGGAUGACGACGCCGUCGCAUCGCCAGAAGCUCCUGGAUGCUGGUGUCACAGCCGUCAUGGACGGCUAUGUGGCGUCAGCGGAAUGGGUUCGCAUGUAG